Molecule: messenger RNA, 2450 nt
Organism: Anthonomus grandis grandis
Lineage: Eukaryota; Metazoa; Arthropoda; Insecta; Coleoptera; Curculionidae
Product: vasoactive intestinal polypeptide receptor 2-like
Exons: 13
Coding region: 185-1900 (571 amino acids)
Biological process (GO): adenylate cyclase-modulating G protein-coupled receptor signaling pathway; cell surface receptor signaling pathway
Cellular component (GO): plasma membrane
Molecular function (GO): peptide hormone binding; G protein-coupled peptide receptor activity
Source: RefSeq, a predicted model, not a curated record
GGAAAAUAAAAUAUUAUUUUGAUGUUUACCUUUUUUAACAGAUACACUUAAUGAAGAUAGUGGUGGGACUUUUUAAUUAAUUAGUGUUUUUGAAAAAGUGAUGUUUUUCUGUAUUUGCGGAAAAUAGUUAUGAUUUCAGUUGGCUUUGAAUUCGGUAUUAAAUAUUUGGUGCAGAAGGGGUGAUAUGUCUAAACACGUUCAAAAGGUCGUCGAUUAUCAAGAUGAGGCGAUUAAUAGAGCAUUCAUAGACUGCGUUGCCGCUUAUGGGCCCAAUCUUCGCAGCAAUGUCCCAAUUACAAAUUCACGAACAAACCAACUAAUGUGCCCCCCAUAUUUCGAUACUCUGUAUUGUUGGCCACCACAGUUGGCCAAUACAACUUCUUCAGUGGCUUGUCCCUCAUACAUUUUGGGAUUUUUACCGACCAAUAAAGCUACAAGACGUUGCGAGGAAAAUGGAGAGUGGUUUACAAGGAAUGGAAACCCUUAUACAAAUUACUCGGAGUGCUCAGUUAAUAAAACUAUCACGAUCUAUACUAGUUUGAAUAGUGAAGAUUAUAUUACAAAUGCUGAUCAAGGAUCUGUGUAUUUGAUAAAAAUUUUGAGCGAAACCGGUUAUGCGGUGUCGUUGGUAUCACUAAUAAUAGCAUUCACUAUAAUGUUUAAGAUAAAAAAGCUACACUGUGCAAGAAACAUUUUACACAUGAACCUAUUUGCAUCCUUUAUCUUAAGGUCUUUUAUGCAUAUUUUGAAAGAUGCUCUUUUUGAAGAUGGGCUAGGUCUUUCUAAGGACUUAAUGGCACAUAAUGGUACAACUUUUUUUCAUGUGGAUGCAACUAUGAAAAACUUUGAGUGCAAGCUUAUAGUAAGCUUAGUCCAAUAUUUCUCUGCAGCAAAUCAUUCAUGGAUUCUAAUGGAAGGCGUCUAUCUUAAUAACCUUAUACUUAGAGCUUUAUUUACUGACUCUAAUAGGAACUUGGCCUAUUAUAUUAUUUUUGGAUGGGGUUUGCCCCUUUUGGUAGUGGUUCCGUGGGUAGUUGCAAGAAUUUUGGUAGAAGAUACCUUUUGUUGGACCACAAACGAUAAUUUUAAGGUUUUUGCUAUUAUACUGGUUCCUAGCUUCACUUCUGUUUUGAUCAAUCUGGUUCUUUUCAUAAUAAUAUCCGUCGUUCUAUAUAAGAAGCUUAAGUCACCUGUAAAUGAAGACUCAAGGAGGUAUCUUAAGUGGGCCAAGUCAACGCUUGUGUUAGUCCCACUUUUUGGAGUUAACUAUGCAUUCUUUUUGAUUUUUUACUUUCUGGGACAAAAAUUGAUUUGGAUGCUUUGUGACAUGCUUUUCGGAAGUUUUCAAGGAUUUUUCGUCGCUAUACUAUACUGUUUUAUGAACGGAGAAGUAAAAGCAGAACUAAAACCAUAUGUCACAAGUACUUUGACAUUUUUAGCCACUAAUAAUGUUACCAAGUAUUGUUUUCCUGGAAGAGAAAAAUAUUUGAGAUCAGCCGACGGUCGACAGUCAGUGUGCACGACGAUGUCGUGUAGCUCCCUCUAUAAUAAUGGAUUGAACCCAAAUCGGGAGGGUCGCACAUCUAAGACAAAGUGUGACCAAUUAAUGAUGUGUUCAGCUAAGGUCAAACUUACUUCCAAGCAAACUGAUCAUCCUAAAGAGAAUCAGCAACUGCACUGCUAUACUUCAUGGAAACCAUCAAACGGUACUAAUGGUCAUUACGUGCCAAAUCUGACGUUUAUCCAUGGAAGGUACCCUAUCAUCAUGACCACCAAUGUGGAUUCAUCACCUGUGGAAGACAUGAGAGUUCACCAUCAUUCCCAAACUUUACCUACCUGUGAGGAGGAAAUGGCCAUGUUGGAAGAAACAAACAUUAUUGAAGAAAAGUUAAAAGACUAAAAAUCAGUGAAAUUCCUAAAAACUUUUAUAUAUUGUAUUUAAAGAAAAAGUUAUUCUUAUAAGUCAAGAUAUUAGGAAGUUACUACAUGUUAUGAUAGGUUUGUUGGGAUACUUCUUUCUGCUGCUUUCUGACGUGCACGUGAGUGUUCCGGCAAACCUGCCCUCAUUAUUAAUUUUAUAUUCCAAUGAUCAUUUAAAAAAAGCACAUCAUAUGGAUAUAAGGAUAAUCCGAAGUCUAUCUAAAAUUAGUUUUAAUUUCUAGAUACACAUUUGUAAUCACUAUGUGAUAGUAGCUAAUAUGCACAAAUUUACAAAUAAAUAUAUUUUAUUAAGACACUUAAAAGAUAUUUAUGAAUGAUUCUCAUAAUUACAAGUUUGAUAUGUCUCUAAAGUCUUUGUGCUAAAUUUUAAUCUGUAGGAAUUUGUAAAUAUACGUAUUACUUAAGCUUUUACUAAAAAAGCAUUUGAAGGAGUGCAGACUUACUAUUGUACCUAUUUUUAUUAUAUAUUAACACAAUUAUUCAUGCAGUAUAUAGUUUUAAAGUUAAAA